AUGUAUUUUGGACUUCAGACAGGCUGGAUCUCGAUGAUGUCGCUUCAAUCCUCUCUUCUCGGGUUCGCAUUAUUCAAACCAUUUCAAAGCAUGCUCAGAACAAAGUUUGGACCUAUUGAAAAUGUUGUAUUGCAAAGCACCGCCGUUGCUACCGGAACAAUGCCUCUUGCAGCUGGAUUUGUAGGAGUAUUGCCUGCAUUGGAGCUCAUGAACAAGAACGACAACGAAAGUGGACCGAUCAUAUUGACAGCCAAGCAGCUCGUUUUAUGGUCUUUGGGAGUGGCAUUUUUUGGAGUAUUUUUUGCGGUGCCUCUACGGAAACAAACCAUCGUCCGUGAAAAACUACGAUUUCCAUCAGGCACCGCCACCGCUCAGAUGAUCAGUUUAUUACAUCAAAUACCUGAUCCGUCAGUAAAGCAAGGCAGACGCCGACGACGCAUUCAAUCACCCGAACAAACCGAGCAUCAGCCACUGCUGCAUUCUUUUCCUUCCUAUCAUUCGUCCGCAGCAUACUCUCGCCAGGAUCUAUCCGCCCAGAUCUCGACCGUCGAUCAUGCCUUUGAAGAAUCGUGGACAUACAAACUUCGUGCACUGAUCGGUUCAUUCUCCCUAUCAUCAGCUUACACCCUCUUAUCGUACUUUUUUCCUAUCAUUACAGCACUUCCGGUGUUCAAUUGGUUAACUUUCAAUAUGAUCAAUCUCCGCGCGUGGGAAUGGUACUUUACACCGAGUCUCAGUUACGUGGGACAAGGCGUGAUCAUGGGACUUCCGACGACGCUGUCGAUGCUGCUUGGUUGUGUGGUUGGUUGGGGUAUCCUUUCGCCCAUGGCGUAUUAUGCUGGAUGGGCACCAGGACCAAUCGAUGACUGGAAAACAGGCUCAAAAGGGUGGAUUUUAUGGGUGUCCUUGGGCGUGAUGAUCUCAGAAUCCGUUGUAUCACUCGGCAUGGUAAUGAUGCGUUCCUUGGUGAAAUUGUAUCAUAGCACCCAAAAUGUCAAACGUUGGAACAGCCAAGAAAGUGACACAGGUGAAACAGCUGUGGCUGCGGUUGAAGACGACGACGACGACGAUGCACCUGCUGAGCAACGGGUCUCUCGGACCACCACUGUCGUUGGAUUGGUGCUUUCAACCCUGCUGUGUGUGUACCUCGUCCGCUAUAUCUUUGGACCUACUAUCCUAUCGGUUCAGAUGACUUUAUUGGCAGUAGCCGUUGCGCUGCUGCUAAGUGUGCUCGGUGUACGAGCUCUCGGUGAAACAGAUUUGAAUCCAGUUAGUGGUAUAGGCAAGAUCAGUCAAGUGAUCUUCGCAGCCAUGAUCCCUGGCGGCAUUGCAGCCAAUUUGAUCGCGGGUGGUAUUGCCGAAGCAGGCGCUCAGCAAGCAGGAGAUUUGAUGCAAGAUCUGAAGACUGGACAUCUAUUGCAUGCUUCGCCGAAAGCUCAAUUUUAUGGCCAGUUGAUCGGCUCCUGUGUGAGCGCAUUUAUUGCCACUUUUGCAUACAUUUUGUAUCGCACCAUUUACAGUAUUCCGGGACCUGAAUUUCCGGUGCCUACUGCCCAAGUUUGGUUGGACAUGUCACGUUUGGUCAACGGGCAUCCUCUGCCACCGCAUGUAGCCGAAUUCAUUUUCCUGUUUUCCAUGGUCUUUGCUGUCCUGGUUGUUCUCAAGGAAACUUCGGCAACCAAGUCUCGAUAUAUUCCUCAAGGCAUUGCUUUUGCUAUUGGCAUCUACAAUCCACCAAGCUUUACGUUGGCGCGAGUGAUUGGAGGUAUUCUAGGAUACUAUUGGACCAAAUACUGUGAUGCCGACGACAGCGAAAUCUGUGAACAAAAGAAGGGCUGGAGUCGUGUCCCCUUGUUCCUACAUCAUGUCUUCAAGGACUAUCGACAUCAUGUAGGGAAUGUGUUUAUCAUUAUUGUGGCAAGCGGAUUUGUGCUGGGAGAAGGUACGUUUGCCAUUGUCAACAUGAUAAUGCGAGCGUAUGAUAUACCCCAUUUUUAG
This is a messenger RNA of Radiomyces spectabilis, 1998 nucleotides long. Its product is annotated as OPT oligopeptide transporter protein-domain-containing protein. Gene Ontology annotation, cellular component: fungal-type vacuole membrane. The transcript has 6 exons. The coding region runs from base 1 to 1998 and encodes 665 amino acids. The record is from RefSeq and is a predicted model, not a curated record. Gene Ontology annotation, molecular function: oligopeptide transmembrane transporter activity. NCBI's taxonomy places the organism in Eukaryota, Fungi, Mucoromycota, Mucoromycetes, Mucorales, Radiomycetaceae.